Molecule: messenger RNA, 1416 nt
Organism: Jatropha curcas
Lineage: Eukaryota; Viridiplantae; Streptophyta; Magnoliopsida; Malpighiales; Euphorbiaceae
Product: LOW PSII ACCUMULATION-like protein
Source: RefSeq, a predicted model, not a curated record
CAACAACGCACCACUACACGUAUAUACAUUUUCACCGAUUUCUUGCGCAAGUGUUAUAUUUCUAGCUUCAGAACUUGCAGCCAUGGCUUCUUUCAUGGCGCAUGUUUCCUGCAGUAUUAGUAUUGGACCUUGUAACUACUUUUAUCAUAACAUCAACUAUAAGUACUUCAGUUUUAGUACUCAAAUUAUCAAUCAUAAGCAGACUUUGUUCGCUUGCAUUAGUAAUAACAGAAUACACAGUAUUGUUCACUCUAAGAAGCAGCAGGCUUCCUCCAUUACUUGUUCUGCCUCUAACAGACCCUCUUCUCCUACUGAUGUUAGUUCUACAGCCAAGAUAAGAAGUGAAGUUCUCUCUCCAUUUCGGUCUGUGCGGAUGUUUUUCUAUCUAGCCUUUAUUGCUAGUGGUGCUCUGGGUGGACUAAUAGCAACCACACAACUUAUAGCUGCACUCACAAAUCCAUCCAGAGCUGCUGAAGUCCCAGAAACAUUGAAAAGUCUUGGAAUAGACAUUGGAGCAGUAUCUAUAUUUGCAUUCCUAUAUUACAGGGAGAACAAUGCAAAGCAAGCACAAAUUGCCAGGCUUUCAAGAGAGGAAAGCCUUUCAAAUCUUAAGCUCCGUGUGAAUGAAAAAAGGAUCAUUUCUGUUAGCUCUUUGAGAGGUAUUGCUCGCCUUGUAAUCUGUGCUGGCCCUCAAUCCUAUAUAUUGGAGUCUUUUAGACUUAGUGAGCCUUUCACUCAGAGUCUCUUGGAUAGAGGUGUUCUGGUGGUUCCAUUUCCUACAGAUGGGAAUUUACCAAGUUUUGAGUUUGAUGAGAGCGAGGAGAUGGAGGAGGUUACCACCAGAAGGAAACGACUCUGGCAGCUGAAUCCUAUCUAUGUUUCUGAGUGGUCCGAGUGGCUAAAUGAGCAAAAGAAUUUGGCUGGUGUCUCCCUUGAAUCUCCUGUGUAUUUAUCUCUGCGCCUGGAUGGUCGUGUCCGUGGCAGUGGUGUUGGUUACCCUCCUUGGAAUGCUUUUGUUGCACAAUUGCCACCAGUAAAGGGAAUGUGGUCAGGUCUCCUUGAUGGCUUUGACGGAAGAGUUUAGGGAGUUCUAUUUUGUUUCCUGUUUUUGGAGGUUAGUUACUUCUUUUAGGUUACAGAGUUAGGUUGUUCUUAAAUGUCAUAGUGUUCUCCAGCUUUAUACUGAUUAAGGUUGCUUGAGUCCCUUUCUUGUGGUUUUGGGCAUCCGCCAUUAGUUGUCUAUGUAAAUCCUCUUUCUUUUCUGUAAUUUCCCUUGUGCCAUUGCCAAUUAUCAUUUUUAGCAGAACCUGGUGUUUUCAUGUUUGUGACAACAUUCAGUCCUUAAAAUGUUGCCUGGAAACAAAAUAUUAAUAUGUUUGCAAUUGGGUUCAGUUAUAUUAUACCAUUUAAAGAUUU